Molecule: messenger RNA, 1524 nt
Organism: Ilex paraguariensis (yerba mate)
Lineage: Eukaryota; Viridiplantae; Streptophyta; Magnoliopsida; Aquifoliales; Aquifoliaceae
Source: the annotation of a GenBank genome assembly
AUGGGUCUGGUGAAUUCAGAAAAUGGAGAAGUGAGGCAGGCUUUGGUUCAAUUCAUGGGGAAACUUUCUCCGGGGAAUGUGCAGAGAGACGCGAAUUGGGGUUGGAACGAGACUUCAGACCCAUGCACUGGCAAGUGGCAGGGCGUUACCUGUGACCGCGGGUUACAAAAAGUAAAGAAGGUAAUUCUUGAUCAGCUCAAUCUCACAGGAGUUCUUGAUCCCAGUUCUCUUUGCGAGGCGAGGUCUCUUGGUGUUCUGAGCCUGAAAGACAAUAAUGUUGUUGGAAAUUUGGCAGAGCAGGUAUCAAAUUGCAAAUAUCUGACUCAUUUGUAUCUAAGUGGCAACCGUUUCUCAGGCAAUCUUCCAGACUCUCUCUCCCAGUUGAGUAAUUUGAAGAGGAUAGAUGUAUCGAGCAAUGACUUCUCUGGUGAGCUGCCAGAUAUGUCAAGAAUCUCAGGCUUGCUAACCUUCCGUGCUCAAAACAAUGAACUCAAUGGAACAAUACCAAUGUUUGAUUUCUCUAACCUUGUUGAAUUCAAUGUCUCCAACAACAAUCUCAGUGGUCCAAUUCCUGACGUCAGUGGCCAUUUCAAUGCAAGCAGCUUUUUGGGUAAUCCUGGACUUUGCGGAAAGCCACUAUCAAAUGAUUGCCCACCAGCUCCACCUGCUAAUAAGAAAGGCUCAUCAAACAAAAAGUAUCUUUAUCUUAUUUACUCCGGCAUCGCUAUUCUCGGGCUGAUUGUUGUGAUCUCUCUUGCCCUGGCAGUGAUAAAGAGAAGAAACAAGCCCAAAGAAGAAAAGACUGAUGUUGUGAAAAAAGGGGUACAAGUUGAUAUUAGAGUCAACAAGACUAGUGCUUCCAGUGACUUAAAGACUGGAGGUGACAGGUCAGAGUAUUCAACCUCUGGGGAAAAUGGAAUGGUGUCAACAUCACAACUAAUAGUUCUUUCGAGUCCGGUGGUGAACGGGCUGAAAUUCGAGGAUCUACUCCAAGCUCCGGCUGAAUUGGUUGGGAGAGGAAAGCAUGGGAGUCUCUACAAGGUCACACUUGAUGGUGGGGUGAAUCUGGUUGUCAAAAGGAUUAAGGAUUGGAGGAUUCCAAAAGAGGAUUUCAAGAAGAGGAUGCAGAGGAUAGACCAAGUGAAGCAUCCAAAGGUAAUGCCAGUUGUUGCAUUUUACAGUUCCAAGCAAGAGAAGCUACUUGUCUAUGAAUAUCAACAGAAUGGCAGUCUCUUCAGGCUUCUCCGCAGUAAGUUCAUCCUUUGCCUAUCAUAACAUGUACUACUAAUUAUAUUCUCUUGUCUGGAGCCAUCUGAUAUGAAGUCACAGGUAGAACUUACCCUUGAAAACUAACUACUAUAUCUAAUACCAUACUCGUGUGGUGUUGGACUCGAAUACCAAAUAAAUAAAUGCAAGGAUAGAAUUCACCCUUGAAAAUGGACUUCAAGGGAAGGUUGUCCAAGAAGUCACAUCCACACAAUCAAUUUCAUAUUGACUGAUGUGAGGCACUCAGGAUGAUAACAC